Messenger RNA from Chironomus riparius, 990 nucleotides. The record is from the annotation of a GenBank genome assembly. Lineage: Eukaryota; Metazoa; Arthropoda; Insecta; Diptera; Chironomidae.
UUUCAAGUAAUUAUCUUUCGGGUUUUAUAAAGUUUCAAAUUAUGAGUUCUGUACCAGGAAAUCAGUACGUUAAUCUUUAUUUUUUCAAAAAUGGAUCAGUUCGUAAACCUGAAAAAAUUCGUAGGCGUAAAAAUGAAAUUGAGAAGUUAGUCUCCAAGAAAGGAAAGUCAUGUUACUAUCGUGAAAAGAUCAUUUAUACAAUUUGUGGAGAGCCUGUUACCACAUUGUCAAAAUUUGUAAACAAUUCUCCAUUUGUUCUUGUUGAGCCUGAAGAUUCUUUUAAACCACAAAAGUAUUCACAAAUUUUCAUUGAAUCGUUACAAGAAGCGUCUAAUAACCAAUGCUCAUCCCGUUCAAGCAUGAACAAUAGCACACACAGAAAAAGUCUUUCAACUCCUGCAAUUCCUGUUAGAACUAGAAAAAGUUCAGAGUCGUGUGUAAAAUUUACUACUGUAAUUGAAGAACACUCUUCAGACGAUGAAUUUUGUCGUGAAUCGCUCACAAAUAAUAAACGAAAAGAACCUUCAAAACAAAGUUACGUCAAGCCUCUUCCUCAGCAGUCAGCAAAAAUGAAAAAAGAAGGAAUCUUUGCACAUUGUUGUGUUAAAGCACAGCCAAGUCAAAAUCUAGUCAUAGAGCCAUUCAUUGCAUGCAACAAUGAUAAAAUUACACAAACAACUCCACAGGACUUUAAAUGUGCAAAGGAGAGAAAAAAACGCGAAGAACAAGAUCAAAAGAAACGAGAAAAAGUGUAUAAGAAGGCACCGAUUCAAAAAACAGGAUCAACUCCAGUUCUUUUCUCCUGUCCACGAGAGGAUUUUGAAGAUGAAUGUGAAGAUCCCAAAUUGCUUAGUCAACAUGAAACAGCUCGUGAACAGUUCUUCAAAAAAAGAAAUGCAAUGGCAUUAAAAAUCAAAAAAUCUUUAGAUAAAAAGUAUGGUAUUGAGUUAAGACAUGGAGAAUGUUAAAUAUUCAAAAAAUAAAUGCGCA